Messenger RNA from Fusarium sp. VM40, 678 nucleotides. Lineage: Eukaryota; Fungi; Ascomycota; Sordariomycetes; Hypocreales; Nectriaceae. The record is from the annotation of a GenBank genome assembly.
AUGAAACUCUACGACGCACAAGCUCCCAAUCCCUACGCUGUCCGGUUAUUUGUUCUUGAGCGCGGCGGCCUAGAGUUCGACGUCCAGAGUAUCGAUAUUAUGAACCUAGAGAACCGGCGGCUUGCAUACCGAAACGUUAACCCGCGAGGUGAAGUGCCAGCCUUGGAUAUCGAUGGCUUCGUUUUGACUGAAAUCACUGCGAUAUGCGAACAUCUCGACGAAAUCGCUAAGGGUGGCAAGUCGCUGUUCGGCGACACGGCGCUUGAGCGGGCUGAGACCCGCAUGUGGCUUCGGAGGAUGGAUCUCGAAUUGGCCCAGCCUGUUAUUGCCUGGUAUCGCAAUGAUCCAGAUACCGUUGGCUUCUACAAAGGCAACAGAAUCCCAACACCUGAGGCUCGCUUGGUACAAAAAGUCACUAUCAACCAGUUCCUGAACCUCCUCGACGAUGAGCUUGAAGGCAAGGAAUACCUCUGUGGAUCACGAUUCUCAGCUGCCGACAUCCACUUUUAUGGACUGCUCAAGAUGAUGGUUAUGGAAGUCGCUCAAUGGUUUCUUAGCCCUGGGCGUAAAAACGUGGUGGCAUACUUUGAAAGGAUGGAUGCGCGGAGGGCUAGUCAGCAGGCUCUUGAGCCAUUCGGAUCUAAGGUUUCGGUACCAAUGUUAAGCACUGGAAUAUAA